Messenger RNA from Phyllopteryx taeniolatus (common seadragon), 2058 nucleotides. RefSeq names its product gap junction delta-2 protein. Bases 160 to 1254 code for a protein of 364 amino acids. Lineage: Eukaryota; Metazoa; Chordata; Actinopteri; Syngnathiformes; Syngnathidae. The record is from RefSeq and is a predicted model, not a curated record. Gene Ontology annotation, biological process: cell communication. The transcript has 2 exons. Gene Ontology annotation, cellular component: connexin complex.
GACUGGUUUAUUAUGUGUGGUCAGCCUAUUCUCCCAUACCAGGCUCGACAGGAUUCAUCUCAUCAAAAUUUGAAGAUUUAAAAAGCCAUAAAAAUGCAUUGCAAAGCUUAGUUGCGAGGAUUUAUUCCGAAAAGUUCAGUUUUACAUGAAGGUCAAGUCAUGGGUGACUGGUCCAUUCUUGGGCGUUUUCUGUCUGAGGUCCAGAAUCAUUCUACAGUAAUAGGCAAGAUCUGGCUGACUAUGCUGCUCAUUUUCCGCAUCUUGCUGGUAGCCUUGGUGGGAGACGCCAUCUACAACGAUGAGCAAUCCAAGUUCACCUGCAAUACCCAGCAGCCUGGAUGCAAUAACGUCUGUUACGACACAUUCGCACCGGUUUCCCAUCUGAGGUUCUGGGUUUUCCAAAUUGUGCUGGUCUCCACCCCAUCCAUAUUCUACAUAGUAUUUGUUUUGCAUAAAAUUGCCAAAGACGAGAAGCUAGAUGGACAACGGGCACAGUUGCUGAGGCAAAGGCCUUCAAGGCAGUGUACUGGGAAGAAGGACGGCAAGGAGGCGAUGAGGGUGGGUGUGCCUACUUACUGUCCUCAUUAUAGGGAGGAUUGGGAUGAGAGGGAAACAACACAGCAAAGCUUUCUGGAGGAGGGUCAUGGUGCACUAGCAGAAGACCCCACUCAACAGUCUAACCAGGUUUUGCUCAUCUACAUCCUUCAUGUGUUACUUCGAUCAAUCAUGGAGAUCACCUUCCUGGUGGGCCAGUAUUUGUUAUUUGGGUUCGAGGUGCCUCACCUCUACCGCUGCGAGACCUAUCCUUGCCCAACUCGCACAGACUGUUUUGUGUCUCGUGCCACAGAGAAAACAAUUUUCCUCAACUUUAUGUUCAGCAUUAGCCUGGGCUGCUUUGUGCUCAACAUUGCAGAGCUUCACUACCUGGGCUGGGUCUACAUUUUCCGUGUCCUCUGCUCAGGCUGCUCCAACUGCUGCAGUCAGGAGAAGGAUCCAGACAAAAUGUACUCCAAGCAAAACCCUCUAUUGCUUCAACUCAGGCAUUCUCUGAGAGGUCAGCUGGUUCUGCAGAGCCGAUCGGCCAUGGCUCAAGAGAAGACAGGAGGUCUCCUCACACAUGCCCCAGCUAUCUCUUUUGAGACAGACUCAACUGUGGAAUGCACCUCAAAGAGGAGUCCGGAGAACAUGGACAAGGUGAAGGUUAAGUUGGCCAACAUGGCCAGGUUGGGACGAACUAAGAAGUCUUGGCUGUGACACUGUCAUUUGUGGUCAUGUUAUAAUCAUGUCUGAUGUCUUUUGUUUUCAUUCAUGUACUGUAGUACUGGCAAAAUGUGUUGAAUAUGUGUUGUAGUAUGUAGGUUUAGCUUGGUAUUACCAUUAGGGAUGGGUAUAAUAAUUGAUGAAUUGGUUAUCUGGUUGUGAAGAAUUCUAUCGAUUAUGUUGAAAUGAAUGUUGAUUAGUUGCGUCUCUGAGCAAUUGAAGCACUACUUGAGGCACUGCUGAUUCAGUCUCAUUUGCUUCCUGUAGAUGUCAGCUAUGUUAUUUUUAGAUUUAAUGCUUAAUUGUUAAAACUAUCGUUGAAAUAAAUACGUAUGCAUGACUAGUGAUAUGGAAAACACACUUUUGAUGGGAUCUAUCUAUCUAUCUAUCUAUCUAUCUAUCUAUCUAUCUAUCUAUCUAUCUAUCUAUCUAUCUAUCUAUCUAUCUAUUCUCAGUUUAUUAAAAAUUCUGACAAUGACUAUACAUUGAAAUCAUUUUUAUUGUAAUAAUGUUAUUACAUUUUACACUGCAUUAAACAGCAAUAAAUUAAUACUAGAUUGGUUGCUUAGUGAUUGAAUAUAGUGGCUAUAUUUGAAAAGAAAUCUUUCUAACUGUUCAGUUUGAGUUGAUUAUGGUUUGAACAAAUAUCACACUACUACAAAUGAAACUUUGUUUUAAUUUGUAUUUUUGCAUCCAUAGGUAUUGCCAGUUGCUACUGUACACAGUGUUCAAACCAGUGGCCUUCGUUAUGGCCAGUUGUGUGCUUAUCUAUGUUUAGCUACUCAGUAUGUGAGUAAA